Molecule: messenger RNA, 1762 nt
Organism: Pygocentrus nattereri (red-bellied piranha)
Lineage: Eukaryota; Metazoa; Chordata; Actinopteri; Characiformes; Serrasalmidae
Gene: adad2
Product: adenosine deaminase domain containing 2
Exons: 9
Coding region: 140-1696 (518 amino acids)
Biological process (GO): adenosine to inosine editing; RNA processing
Cellular component (GO): cytoplasm; nucleolus
Molecular function (GO): double-stranded RNA adenosine deaminase activity; double-stranded RNA binding; tRNA-specific adenosine deaminase activity
Source: RefSeq, a predicted model, not a curated record
UCUUCACAUUAUCUGGAAGACGAGCGCUGACAGCCAACGACUCGGCGAGAAGGGCUGAUGCUGAACUGAGGGCGACUUCAGAAACGCGGCCAGGGUGCGAGCGAGUAACCGACAGGUAGUCGACACAGCAGGUUUCCUCAUGGCAAUUCACGGUACCGGUGGAGAAGGGAAACGCUUUCCACGAAUGGCAGCCUCCCUGAUGAUGCACUUUGCCUCAGAGCGGGAGCCCACCUUUGGUGUGCACAAGGCCAGUCUCCAGCCGCCCCUCCCAGUCCAUGGGUUUGGGGACCCUCCCUGUGCUCCUGUUGAAGGAUGCAGUUCAAGAUCCCCUGACCUCCUCCUGCCUCAAGCUCCCUCUGAGAACCCCUCUACAUCAAGGCCAGGGACCCCUGUUACUCCUACGCUGGAGCCACCGGCCUUGAUGCAGGACGAGGACAUAGACCAGCUGGAUUGCCCCUCACUCUGGAGCCUGGCUAGCACUUCCGAAGGGGAAAGCACCUUACUAGGGCAGGGUGACACAGCAGAAAGUUCCCCCAAGAGAGGGACAAGGACUGGAGUGAGGUUCACAGACUGGCAUAAGGAUCGUGUUGCAGCCCUGUGUAGUGAACGCUUUGACAAACUGCUGAGAGAGUGUCCUGAGUACCACAGCACUAAAAGCUGCGUUGCUGCUUUCAUACUGGAGAGAGAGGUGACUGACACAGGAGGACAGUGUUGUGAGCAUUAUGAAGUGGUGGCAUUGGGAACAGGUCAGAAUUGCUGCAGCGGCUGGCUCUGCUUCACAGGCUCUGUUGUCCAUGACUGCCAUGGCAUCGUUAUUGCACGCAGAGCCCUCAAGAGAUAUUUGUAUAAGCAGCUCAUGCUGUUCUACAGCUCUGAACCAGAGCUUUGCAAACGUUCUAUAUUCCAGAGCACACCCACAGAGAAGCUACUUCAGGUCAAACCACAGAUCUACCUGCAUCUCUACACCAGCCAGACGCCAAAAGGAGCAGCACAGUGCAUACUGAUGAGAUCCCAGAGCAGUGGCUAUCCAUCGCUGAAGCUACAGUGCCAUGCCAAAGGCUCUCUGAUCCCUGCAGCCUUCCUGCCUCCCAGCGUCUGGGGCGCGCGCAUCUGCUGCAUGUCUGACAGUGCAAAACUCACCCGCUGGACUGUCACCGGAUUACAAGGGGCUCUUCUGAGUCAUUUCAUUAAGCCAUUGUACAUCACUAGUGCCAUACUUGGUGACAGUCACCAUGCAGAAAAUGUAUCCAACAUCAUCAACAAGCGCCUGGGAACUGAUGUGACAGAUCUCCUGCCCCCUCCUUACCAACAAACCAACAUCUUCUUCCAGAAUGGAGAGAAUGUGGGAGCCGCUGUGAGCUCAGACCACUGCAGAGACUUCAGUGUCAACUGGUGUCUGGGAGACUCCAGCAUUGAGAUUCUAGACAGCACCACUGGUUAUGCUAUCAGCUGUUCUCCAUUUGUGAGUGGGCCUGGCUUCUCCAGUAGACUGUGCAAACGAGCCCAGUACUUCAGCUUCAGAAAAGUAGCUGUGCUCUCUGGUCAACAGGACCUUCUGUCAUUUGCGACUUACCGCAAAGCCAAGAUGGCUGCCCACCUGUAUCAGAAUGCCAAGACCGUGGUGAACCAGCAGUUCAUGGCCAACAACGCCGGACCAUGGAACUCAAAAAACCUGGUAGACAGUUUCAGCCGUUGACUGCUCUGUCUGUAAUUUCAUCUGUUCAUUUCUUUGCUGGAAAAUUAAAGUAGAAAGUUCAGUGGA